AGAGGCUUCUGCCGCGCACCGAGAGGACCGAGCGGAAUAAAAACUCCAGUUUCCUCCGUUUUGUGUCCACACAGCGAAGAAACACAAAACUUCAUCCGACAAGUUCCAGUUAUGGAUCCUCGAUUCCUAUUUUGACGGGAGUCUGCAGUCGCGAUAUAGCUCAGUGCCGCGAGUUCGAUGUGUUUAUUGGCAAAGUAAAGGGAUUGCAGCACGUUAAGCAACGGAGGAAUUAGUAUUUUUGCCAGGCUGAUAGUGUGGCGACAGUUCCGAGGUGGGCUGCCCCUGCUCCGUUCGCGGGUCCCUGUCGAGGGGGUCCACGGCAUCGGCGUCGACCGCAGCCGGAGUUUCCGAGUCCCCUCGGGUUUCCGCGCCUUGGGCUUUCUGUUGGUGAACUUGCCCGGCGGUAAGGUGCAGCCACGCCGGGGGAAAGGCGCAGAGCGACGGCCGCGGCUCUCCGGCUAGCUCGCCUGCUGCUUCUGUCUCGAAUCGAGGCCUUGUCGAUGAGGCGACAAUGCUCGACAUAAUGUCUGAGCACCAAGAUUCACUGUUGACAUGUAAAACGGAACCUCUGCCCCCAGAGAGGAAAAAGAGGACGGUUGAGGACUUCAACAAGUUCUGCAGCUUCGUCCUGGCUUAUGCUGGUUACAUCCCCAGUCCGAAAGAGGAAAGCUCAUGGUCCCCGACGUCGUCCAGCUCGGCGCACAGCUCGGGGUUGUCGGCCGACGGGGGCCGAGGCGGCAGCAGCUCCAUGGGCGGCGCCUGGGCGGACGGCAGCUCCGACAUCCACACCAUCCACACGUUCGUCCGCAAGGCCCGAGCGAACAAGGGCAAGAACAUUCGCCGCAUGCACUCGGACAGCGCCCUGCUGGACAAGAUGCGCCUUAAGGACUCCUUGUACGAGAGCCAGGCCAGCUCGAAGGCGGAGCGCAAGAAGGACAAAAAACUGAAAAAGCUGUCGCUGGGCUCCGCCAUGGCGGCGGCCGACAGCGGCAGCAGCGAGGGCGAGAAGCGAGCGCGCAUCAAACGCAGCAAGAACUCCAAACAGCCCAAAGCCAAGAAGCUCAAGAGCUCGGCGCCGCAGAGCGAGACGGACUCCGAGGCCAGGACCGCGCACGGCGAGGCGCGGCCGGGCCGGGAGGAGCUGCUGUCGGAGCACGGGGGCUCCUCCUCCAGCACGCAGGGGCUGGGCAAGGGGCCGCCGGACGAGGCCAUGAGGGACGCCGAGAUGAGCUCCAGCGAGGGGGAGACCUGGAUCGCCGACGAAGACAUUAUGGUGGAGUCAGGGGACGACUCCUGGGACCUGAUCACCUGUUACUGCGGGAAGCCGUUCGCCGGCCGGCCCAUGAUCGAGUGCAACCAGUGCAGCAUCUGGGUGCACCUGUCCUGCGCCAAGAUCAAGAAGUCCAACGUCCCCGACAUCUUCUACUGCCACAAGUGCAGGGACUUGCGGCGGUCGGGCCACAAAAAGGACACCUAGAGACGAGAGGGGACGGGGACGAGCACUCGGCCACGCCCCUCCCCCCCUCCUCCCUCCCUCCCUCCCCCCCGUUUUCGUUUUGUUUCUUUGACACUUAACUUUCUGUGAUGCCUAUAGCCAAAACAGCCUGAACUGUGAGCAGAACGACAGCCGGACGGUCCGUUUUGUAGGAUUUCUGUUGACAAUCACAACCAUUCUUAUUUAUCCCUCAGUUUUUUUUUUUUUGUGUUUUUUUUUUUUGUUUUGUUUCUUUCAUUUUAUUUCUACUAUUGGGCUGCUGGAGAAUCAUCCGCUCUGACCGUCACCACCCAUUUGUUCCUUCUCUAAUUGGCUUUACAGGAAUCUGCCGGACUGUGUUUGGCGUUUUUCGGCUCUUGAUGCUCCCCCGAAGGUGCUUUCUGAAUUAUUUCUUGAGGAUAUUGAGUCGGUGAAAGCCACUGGAGGAGCUCCGUUCUAUUGGAAAAGGCAUUUCUUUUAGACUCGUCUCCACAUUGAAAUUAGAAAGUGGAAAAUGUCACUCCUGUUUUUUGCCAGAUUGACGGCUCCUUUUUUUUAAUUUCUGGUGGUUUUGUGGGAAUCUAAUUGAAAAUUUUUACUCAAAAUUGGAGUCAUCACCCCUCAGAUCUGUUUGAUUUGUAAGAACCGGCUGAGAUUUAUUUUAUUUACAUCAGCAAAAAGUGUCAGGACAACUCUUCCAGCGGAGCACUUCUUACAGCAGAGAGCGGUGAAAACCUGCUCACCACCGAGCGCUUAAUGUUUCCCCCUCGUUCGUUGAUCUCUGACCGCCAUCCACACCGACAACGCUAACAGAAAGCAGUCUUGGUUCCCUGCUUUUAUUUUAUAUCGGGUUGUCAGAGGGGCGUGAACGUCGCCGCACGGCGGAUUCCUGAAGAGGCUCCGAGGCUCGUCAAUGAAUGGUUGUAAAAUAUUUUGUUUUUUUUUUUUCUUUCUCAAGUAUUUGUUUAUUUCUUAGCUUUCUGAAAAGAGAACGGAUGUUGAAACUGUCUCACAGCGAGAACAAAAGCCGUAGUGUAAAGAUUUAAGUUGAGGCUGUGUAGGUUGUGGCAUUUCCUUUUUUUGUUUACAUUGGUUUUACAUGUGUUUUUCUUUUUUUUUUUUUGUUUGUUUGUUUGUUGUUUUUCCUUUUGGAGAGAGUCUUGUUCGGUCUCCAGUAGCAGUUGCACUCUCCACACAAACUUUCAAACCUGUACAUAUCCUGUUCUUUCGACGACUUGUACAUAUGUUAAAGUGAAGAGAAUACCCAAUCAAAUUCUAUAUUUUCUGCAGUCUGAUAUUGUUUUCUUUUAACUGUAGCUUGAAAAUAAAAGUCUUUGGGAACAUAA
This is a messenger RNA of Salarias fasciatus (jewelled blenny), 2820 nucleotides long. It is a transcript of the gene phf23b, whose product is annotated as PHD finger protein 23b. Gene Ontology annotation, cellular component: nucleus. NCBI's taxonomy places the organism in Eukaryota, Metazoa, Chordata, Actinopteri, Blenniiformes, Blenniidae. The record is from RefSeq and is a predicted model, not a curated record. Gene Ontology annotation, biological process: positive regulation of protein ubiquitination; negative regulation of autophagosome assembly; negative regulation of autophagosome maturation. Bases 512 to 1477 code for a protein of 321 amino acids. The transcript has 5 exons.